This is a messenger RNA of Fusarium graminearum PH-1, 2010 nucleotides long. RefSeq lists its product as uncharacterized. Bases 1 to 2010 code for a protein of 669 amino acids. Lineage: Eukaryota; Fungi; Ascomycota; Sordariomycetes; Hypocreales; Nectriaceae. The record is from RefSeq and is a predicted model, not a curated record. The transcript is spliced from 7 exons.
AUGACGCAUUUUCUCAUUAUUGGUGUCUUGUACAUCGCAAGUGUAGCUGCUUCUGUUUCGAGACAGAUCCAACUUGGAGACCUUGAAUACUUCAUUCCUCCUGAACCAGCAUGGAAACUAAAAGACUGGAACGUCUCCGCUCACAAUGACGAGUUUACACCUCUCACCGUCGUCGGACUGAGCGGGCUUCCAGCUGAUGGACGUAUCGAUCUUGCUGCUAAAGCGUACGAGAAAGAUGAUGUGUGGACAAAACAUUUCACUCAAGACUCUGAUGAAGCCCACAACGUUUCGUCGGAGUAUAACGUCUCAGCAAUAUACACCGGCACCGAAUCAAUUCCCCCUGGUCCAUACUUUGUCCAUCGUUAUACGGGCGAUGUUUAUCGAGCUUAUCGGUUAUACGUGGAUACUUCUCAAGCUUUUAUCCAAUCAACUUAUCAAGACCCCAAUGGGACUCAUCACCCACUCCGCGCAGGAAUUCAAUCCGCAGCAGGUCUGACCAUUGCUGUCCCAUCCCGCCUGUACUUCACCCGUACUAAAAAACAACCACUCGCCGGUCUUCGUAUCGGCAUAAAAGACCUCUUCGACAUGAAAGGAGUCAAAACCAGCUUCGGCAGUAAAGCAUGGUACGACAUGAGCAAGAUCAAGACAGAAACAGCCAUCGCAGUCCAGAAACUCAUCGACGCUGGUGCUAUCAUCGUCGGCAAGAAUAAACUCUCAGAGUUUGCUUUUGCUGGCAUGUUUGUCACAGAGCACAUCGACUAUCUCCUCCCGGUUAAUCCUAGAGGGGAUGGGUACCAGUCUCCUAGUGAUAGCUCUGGUGGCUCCGCUGCGGCUGUUGCAUCAUACGACUGGCUUGAUGCGAGCUUGGGAAGUGACACUGGUGGUAGUAUACGUGGUCCUGCUUCUACGAAUGGUGUUCAUGGGGGUCGUCCAACGCAAGAUGCCGUCAAUCUUACUGGAGCUUUGCCUUUGUCUGUAUCCAUGGAUACAGCCGGGAUACUUGUCCGCGAUCCUCGGAUGUGGGCAAGGAUCAACAAAGUUCUUUAUGACGAUGAGUUGGAAGACUAUGAUGAACUUCCAUCGGAGAUCUUUGUUGAUCCAUCAACAAAGUCUGAGAUCCAAGACUUGGAGCGAAAGUCUACUCAAGCAGCAGAAGCUGUACAAGGCGUCUUAGAUGGACUGUCAAAGAUUCUGUCAGCAAAACCUGAGGCUAUCGACGUCGACACUCUUUGGAGCAAUUCAACGCCAAAGGAAUACAAUGGUACAAGUCUGGGUGAAGCAGUGGGUUUAUUAUACAGCAAACUCACAAGAUGGGAACAAUGGAGCGAGAUUGGGAAGGACUUUAUUGAAGACUAUCAGAAUUCACACAAUGGAUCCCUUCCUUAUGUCGUUGACGGUACUCGUCAAGGGUGGCUUGAUGUUAACGAGACCUAUACUGAAAAGCUACAUGAGGAGGAUUUGGAGUUGAAGAAUACUAUUGAGGAUUGGGUGGACAAGGAACUUCUAACUCCAGACACGAAAUCCUGCUCAAAGGGUAUCUACAUCUACGUUUCUGUCGCUGGCAUGCUUUACAAGCCAGAUAUAGCCCAAAACCCCUUCAACCCCUCCAUUCGAGGCCUCAUGGAUGAGAUCUCCGAUCAAAAAGCUACAAUUGCGAGACUCAACACAACUGUCAAUUGUAAUUCGACGCUUGGGUCGGAAAAGGCUUGUGAAGAGUCAACAGAGUCCAAAACACCCUCUGCGACACAUAUUCCUGUAUUUCCAGGUCGACUGGCCUCGGUGGCGGGUAUCCCAGACUACUCUAUUUCUCUGGCAAUGACCAGUGGUCCCCAUCACUACAGUCUUUCCGAGUCAACGCUACAAAUCGGUACCGCCCUAUAUAAAUGUGUUACGAGUCGACAAGUCGCCCCAGAUGAUCUCCAUAUGAUGAAGAUGCGUAACACCCUCGGAGAACUGAUGCGCGAGUUGAAGUCGAAUCAGCUGACUAGGGGGCUUUUUUCUGCGCAAUGA